Molecule: messenger RNA, 4198 nt
Organism: Saccostrea cuccullata (small rock oyster)
Lineage: Eukaryota; Metazoa; Mollusca; Bivalvia; Ostreida; Ostreidae
Product: traf2 and NCK-interacting protein kinase-like
Exons: 34
Coding region: 247-3318 (1023 amino acids)
Biological process (GO): protein phosphorylation
Molecular function (GO): ATP binding; protein kinase activity
Source: RefSeq, a predicted model, not a curated record
UAGACUGAUAUCCCACAAUGCACUGAACUGUCACUCGCAUGUGUAAAUAUAGCGGAACAGUUCCAAGUUUGGAAACUUUUUCUGAUGCAUGCAUCCAUUUGCAUGAUGAUCCCUCAAUUUAAAUCAGAAAACAGUCUCCAAACGACAAUUAUUUGUUGUUAAGAAACCGGUAUUGACGCGUGGUGUGGUUCUCGUGGGCGCAAAGUUGAAGAGGAAGUGAAGUUUUUUCAAUGAAUCAAAUCCAAGAUGGCUUCCACUAACGUUAGUUUGGACGACAUAGACUUGUCUAGUUUAAGGGACCCAGCAGGAAUAUUUGACCUGAUUGAAGUUGUUGGAAAUGGAACUUAUGGCCAAGUAUACAAGGGGAGGCAUACAAAGACAGGACAACUGGCAGCCAUUAAAGUAAUGAAUGUCACAGAGGAUGAAGAAGAGGAAAUUAAACUAGAAAUAAAUGUCCUCAAGAAGUUUUCCAACCACAGAAACAUUGCCACAUAUUACGGAGCAUUUAUCAAGAAAAGUCCCCCAGGAAAAGAUGAUCAAUUAUGGCUGGUUAUGGAGUUUUGUGGAGCUGGUUCAGUCACAGAUCUGGUCAAAGCCACAAAAGGAAGCAGUUUGAAGGAAGAAUGGAUUGCAUAUAUUGGCAGAGAGAUGUUACUGGGGGGUCUUGCACAUUUACACAGCAAUAAAGUCAUACAUAGAGACAUCAAGGGACAAAACGUUUUACUGACCGACAAUGCUGAGGUCAAACUAGUUGAUUUUGGAGUCAGUGCCCAGUUAGAUAAAACCAUUGGCAGAAGGAACACCUUUAUAGGGACACCCUACUGGAUGGCCCCUGAGGUGAUUGCUUGUGAUGAGAAUCCAGACGCCACGUAUGACAACAGGAGUGACCUUUGGUCUCUAGGUAUAACAGCAAUAGAAAUGGCAGAGGGUAAACCACCACUGUGUGAUAUGCAUCCUAUGAGGGCCCUCUUCCUUAUCCCCAGGAAUGCUCCACCGAGAUUAAAAUCAAACAAAUGGUCCUCCAGGUUUUCAAAUUUUGUGGAGACUUGUUUACUGAAGGAUUACAUGCAUCGGCCAAACACAGAGACAUUACUUAGACAUCCGUUUAUAAAGGACCAACCCACGGAGCGACAGGUCCGAAUUCAGCUAAAGGACCAUAUAGACAGGCACCGCAAAAAGAGGCCAGAUGACGAGGACAACAUGACAGAGUGGGUACCCAGUGAUGUAGAGGAAGAAGAGGAAACAAACAUGGCCGGUGAACCAAGCACGGCCAGACGUAGAGAAAGCAAGCCGGAUCCUAACAGACCAGUCUCCAUCCUUCAGAUCCCUGGAGAGUCCACACUAAAGAGAAACUUUCAGUUGAUUCAGCAGCGUGAGGGUCACCCCCAGAACUCCCGCCCCGUCCCCGUCCAGCAGCAAGGUCGACAGGGUCAAAGGCCGUCAAGUUCAAAACAGGGAUGGCCCGGGCCAUACCAACCACCGCAGGGUCCUGGGAGACAGCAGCAGAUUGCCAGACCACCGCAGCCAAUAGUGGAGGAAAAGUCUGAGGAUGUGAACCGAGACCCGGAAGCCGAGGACAAUAGUGGGUCCGGGUCAGAGGACGAAAGCUCAGAACAAAGGCCCUCAAGUAAAGCCCAGAAACCAGAGGACCUAGAUAAGUAUGCCAAACAGCUGAUAGACAUGUUGUAUAUUGAGGAGAAGGGCUCCUCAGAUGAGGAGGAGGAAGUUGAGGAGGAGGUCACAAGGGACGGAACUCUUCUCGCCUCAGAACCCGCCAGACCUUUACCUACUGGUGGUUUUAACCAUGACACAUUAGAAACCCUGUCUUCCAUGGUCAUCCACACAGACAUUUCACCCUCACACUCCAACCAAAGCCCCGCCAACAAAGUCAGCGAGAACUCACGUAACCGUGACAACGACGACGGAACCCUGGUCGUCAGAAGGAAUAAAUCUGAGAAUGUUCUCGGAGAUAAAGCACAGAGGCCCAAACUUGGAAAGGCCAACUCUAAUCCAGUAGGAAACCUAGGACAUUCAAGUGUGCUUCAGCAACCCCGACACAGUGCCAGCAGUGGAGUACUCCCAGAUCUCCUGCCCCCUCACACCCCACCCCAGUCACGGUCCGGCCUUACCCCACAGAGACCCCAGGACAAGACCACAUCAGACGAGUAUCGUCAGGCAGUCAGUAAUGAGGGAGGGGUACUGAGACACCAGCCUAAGUCUUUCUCGGCCUUUGGGUUCGGAGCCUCUGAGGGUUCGACCUUGACCUCCCAGUCAUCUCGCCGUGGCUCACAGAUUAACGUCAAUGUGGCGCCAUCACAACCCAUGACCGAAGCUCUGAGUGACACGCCAGAAAUCCGAAAAUACAAGAAAAAAUUCUCCUCAGACAUCUUGUGUGCUGCAUUAUGGGGGGUCAACUUACUCAUUGGCACAGAAAAUGGUUUGAUGCUAUUGGACAGAAGUGGUCAGGGAAAAGUUUACACAUUGAUCUCACGGCGGAGAUUCCAACAGAUGGAAGUCUUAGAGGGACAGAAUAUUCUGGUCACAAUCUCCGGCAAGAAAAACAAAAUCCGCGUCUACUAUCUGUCAUGGCUGAACAACAAAAUCUUCAAAAAGGAAGCGAAUGACAGAAGGAAUGGCUGGGUGAAUGUAGGAGAACUGGAGGGGUGUGUCCACUUCAAAAUAGUUAAGUAUGAGAAGAUCAAGUUCCUUGUGAUAGCCUUACAGGAGAGUAUAGAGAUUUACGCCUGGGCUCCCAAACCUUACCACAAAUUCAUGGCUUUUAAGUCUUUCACAGAUCUAGUCCACAAACCAUUGAUAGUUGACCUUACAGUGGAAGAAGGUCAAAGGUUAAAGGUUCUUUAUGGUUCCCAUAGUGGUUUCCAUGGCAUCGAUGUGGAUGAAAUGUUGGCGUAUGACCUGUACAUUCCCACACAUACUCAAGGCCCAAUCCUGCCUCACACCAUCGUCAUUUUACCCGACACCAACGGAAUGGAGCUCCUCUGCUGUUAUGACAAUGAGGGAGUUUAUGUGAACUCCAGCGGCAGAGUGACAAAGAAUGUCAUCGUACAAUGGGGAGAAAUGCCCACAUCUGUUGCCUACAUCAGCACUGGUCAAUUGAUGGGAUGGGGAAACAAAGCCAUCGAGAUACGAGCGGCCGAGACUGGACAUCUUGAUGGAGUGUUCAUGCACAAGAAAGCUCAGAAACUCAAGUUCCUCUGUGAGAGAAAUGACAAAGUCUUUUUCUCAUCAAUGAGGUCGGGCUCAAGCUGCCAGAUAUAUUUUAUGACUCUGAACAAACCAGGAUUGGCCAACUGGUGAACCUGUUACCAUGGAGAUAUUUAAAUUUCUCAGGGUAUCGAGAAAUAAACCAAUGGGAAAGAAGCUAGGGUUACCAUGGCAACAGAAAUAUGUUAUGAGUAACAGUCACACAAUUGUAAUUAUGGACUAAUUAGCAAAUUGAUGAGGCUUUGUCUAGAUCUGAAAUGUGCAGCUACUUCACUGCACGUUGUCUUUCUUUCGAAUGUGUUGUUUUUUCGAUUUUUAUUUUCGUUUCAUUCCAGAAACAAAGACAAGCUAUAACUUAAGUCUCUCAUGUUAAUUGUGUUUAAUAUCUUAAGUUAAGAAGUAUAAUACUCAAACAAGUGCUAAAUUAUUCUUAUCUCCAACUGAUAUAUACUUACUUUUGUAAAUAUACCUAUAAUGAACAAUGCACAGUCUGAUUUCUUUAGCAUUAUAUAGCUCACAGGGACUUAAAUGGGGUCCUCUGACCCAAGUUUGUUCUCAUCCAUUUAAAAUCUGGAAAGAUUUUAAUUUCUGAUAGAUGGUUAUUUUUCUAAUUUAAUAAUAUGUAAUAUAUAGAAGGAUACCAUGAUUUUGGGGUUGUCCAAUCUCUAUUUUAUAUAAUAUCUACAUAGUAAAUGUCUCCAAACAAAGCAAACAGGACAUACUAGAUGUAUUCCUCAAGUGACCAUAAAAAAAGUUUCAUGACAUUUAAUGACUGGCAAAAUUAACUGUCAAUCCUAAAUGGCUGGGCAAUUUUUAGCCAGGUCUUUUAGUUAAGUGUCCACUAGCUUGAAUAUCCUUCAAACUUAUAAAAACAGGAGGUCCCUUUGAGCAUGAGAAAUAAUUGAAUGGAAAACUUUUAGGUUGGGUUUUAAGUCAAACAUCUUAUUCUAGUCAAGUAAUGAUUUUUUUUUUU